CAAAUGUGAGUGAAGGUGGAAGUAAACCCUUAAAACUGAAAAUGUGGCGUUUACAAGAGAAAGACACACUACAAAUACUUGAUCUAUCUGGGCCUCCUCUUGUCUUCUUUAUAUAAAGGUUAACCCGGAUUCACUUCUUACACCUUGAAACCCUAAUUACACUCCCCUUUUUCUUCAGUAGCCGGCCAUUCAUCCAUCCAUCCAUCCAUCUAUCCUUGCUCUUCACUGUGAUUGAAAGUGAGAAUCGUAUUGACAUUUGAGUGGUAUUGAAUAUCGGAACCAUGUCGGACGAAGAGCGCGAAGAGAGAGAGUUGGAUCUUACUUAUCCUGAAGUUGUUACCAAAUACAAGAGCGCUGCUGACAUUGUUAACAGAGCUUUGCAAUUAGUUAUAUCAGAAUGUAAGCCAAAAGCUAAAAUCGUUGAUGUUUGUGAAAAGGGAGAUUCUUUUAUCCAGGAGCAAACUGGAAACAUGUACAAGAAUGUGAAAAAGAAGAUUGAGAGAGGUGUAGCAUUUCCAACUUGCAUUUCUGUCAACAACGUUGUUUGUCAUUAUUCGCCUCUUGCAAGUGAUGAAACUGUGCUCGAAGAAGGUGAUUUGGUCAAAAUUGAUAUGGGUUGCCAUAUUGAUGGUUUUAUUGCUGUGGUUGCGCACACACAUGUAGUUCAAGAUGGUCCUGUAACCGGUAGAAAAGCAGAUGUUAUUGCUGCAGCAAACACUGCUGCUGAAGUGGCUAUGAGGCUUAUCAGGCCUGGGAAGAAGAACAAGGAUGUUACAGAAGCUAUCCAGAAAGUAGCUGCGGCUUAUGACUGCAAAAUUGUUGAAGGUGUGCUUAGUCACCAGAUGAAACAAUUUGUGAUUGAUGGAAACAAGGUUGUAUUGAGUGUAACAAAUCCGGAAGUAAGAGUUGAUGAUGCUGAAUUUGAGGAGAAUGAAGUGUAUGCUGUUGAUAUAGUUGCAAGUACGGGUGAGGGAAAGCCUAAAAUGUUCGAUGAGAAGCAAACUACCAUCUACAAAAGAGCCGUGGACAGGAAUUAUCACUUGAAGAUGAAAACUUCAAGAUUUAUAUUCAGUGAAAUUAAUCAGAAAUUCCCUAUCAUGCCGUUUACAGCAAGGGCUUUGGAGGAAAAGAAGGCUCGCCUUGGUCUGGUAGAAUGUGUCAACCACGACUUAUUGCAACCCUAUCCUGUUCUUCAUGAGAAGCCUGGUGAUCUAGUUGCGCAUAUAAAGUUCACUGUUCUUCUCAUGCCGAAUGGAUCAGAUCGUGUGACAUCCCAUGCUUUACAAGAGCUGCAGUCAACAAAAACAAUUGAUGACCCUGAAAUCAAAGCUUGGUUAGCAUUGGGAACAAAAACUAAGAAGAAAGGUGGUGGGAAGAAGAAGAAAGGCAAGAAGGGUGAAAAGCCGGAAGCUGAGGAGUCGGCAGAAGCGCAGCCUAUGGAUGCAACCACAAAUGGUGCAGCAGCUGAGAACUGAAUAACUUAAAAGAUAUGUUACUCGAAAUUUUGUUACUUGUUGAUUAUGUUUGGUAUUUGGUUAUUGAUGGGCAACUUAAACAUAAAUUUAGAUGAUGUUUUAAAUUUGAUGUUGCCUCUUAGAUAAUGUGUUGUAAAGUUCUGGGUUUGAGCCCACAAAAUGAAUUUUCUUGAUACCCAA
Amaranthus tricolor (Joseph's coat) is the source of this 1655-nucleotide messenger RNA. RefSeq names its product ERBB-3 BINDING PROTEIN 1. The transcript has 10 exons. Lineage: Eukaryota; Viridiplantae; Streptophyta; Magnoliopsida; Caryophyllales; Amaranthaceae. The coding region runs from base 282 to 1475 and encodes 397 amino acids. The record is from RefSeq and is a predicted model, not a curated record.